AUGGUUAAGAUCGAAGGAUACGGUGACAUCACGCCCCUCAGCGCUGAGGCCGAGGCGCUCGUCCAGAGCCAGGACCCCGAGCACCUGUGCCGCGAGUUCUACAAGCUCGGCUGGGUCACGGGUACCGGUGGUGGUAUCUCGAUGCGUAAGGGCGAGCUCGUCUACCUUGCGCCGUCAGGUGUGCAGAAGGAGCGCAUCCUUCCCGAGCACAUGUUCGUGCUCCCCUUUGCGCAGUCGGCCGUCCCCAAGCCCGGAUCGAAGCGUGACCUCCUCCGCAUCCCGUCCAAGAAGGGCCUGAACGAGUCGCAGUGCACGCCCCUGUUCUGGAACGCGUUCACAAUGCGCGACGCCCAGUCGUGUAUCCACACCCACUCCCAGAAUGCCGGUGAGUCUUCCUUCCUGUUGACGAGAGGGACACUUCGUCCAUUGUCCGAAGCUGUGGGGCGCGCGGUCUACGUAGCUAACAUGCCAGUCAUGCUCACGCUCCUGCUCGGCAAGGACGCUAAGAGCUUCCGCAUCAGCCACCAGGAGAUGAUCAAGGGCGUCCGCCUCGGCGGCGUCGGCAAGACGCUCGCAUACUUCAACACGCUCGAGGUGCCCAUUAUUGAGAACACGGCGCGCGAGGAGGAUCUCACCGACUCGAUGGGCAAGGCCAUGGAGGAGUACCCGGACGCCGCCGCCAUUCUCGUCCGAAGGCACGGUGUCUACGUCUGGGGUCCCUCGUGGGAGUCCGCCAAGACCCAGGCCGAGUGCCUCGACUACCUCUUCGAGAUCGCCGUCAAGAUGCUCCAGGCCGGCAUCCCCCUCGAGGGCGACGUUUAG
Trichosporon asahii var. asahii CBS 2479 is the source of this 822-nucleotide messenger RNA. RefSeq names its product cytoplasm protein. The record is from RefSeq and is a predicted model, not a curated record. Bases 1 to 822 code for a protein of 273 amino acids. NCBI's taxonomy places the organism in Eukaryota, Fungi, Basidiomycota, Tremellomycetes, Trichosporonales, Trichosporonaceae. Gene Ontology annotation, molecular function: methylthioribulose 1-phosphate dehydratase activity; metal ion binding. Gene Ontology annotation, cellular component: cytoplasm. The transcript has 4 exons.